UCCAACCUGCUUCCCCCCCACCUGCCCCCUCCCUCCUCUGGCCUCCACCAGUAUGCAGACCCAGUUACGGACCUGCUGGAUCAGUGUGGUGUAUUCCGGACCCGGCUGUUCCGGGAAUCUUGUGUAUUCCACCAGGGCUGCUACGUUAAAGAUUUGAGCCGCCUGGGACGAGACCUCCACAAAACCCUCAUCCUGGAUAACUCUCCUGCCUCCUACAUCUUCCACCCGAAUAAUGCUGUUCCUGUGGUGUCGUGGUUUGACGACGUCGACGACGCCGAGCUGCUCAACCUUCUGCCUGUGUUUGAGGAACUGAGUCAAGCUGAUAAUGUUUACACCCAGCUGGACCAGCUUCGUGGACAUUAAGCUCUCAAUGGACCUGCUCAGCUUGAAACCUCCACAGCCACAACAGAACCGUAGAAUCGACAAUAGAUACUCGAGUCCUCAGGCGUCGCUCUCCUAGCCUCUGCACAAAAUCCUCUGUUUAGAAAAUUGCAUUAGCGCAUGGUGGGGGUUGUUGAGGAAAUUCCACGCCUGGAAAACACAAUGUGUUUGCUGAAACUAUAGAUUACGAUCUGAGGCCUUUCCUCUGAACCUCAGUGCUGAUUAUUGACAACCACUAUUAGAAAGAGCGGGAAACAACAACCAAAGCAAUCCCAUCACAAUCACUCCAGUUAGAUUUUUAAAGUGGUUCUUUUGCCAAAGCAGAAGCCUGCCUGCCCUGACUUGACUUUUCGACGUUGUUUUUUUUCCUUUAUUCGUGUGCCUUUUAAGGAACAACAACAAAAAAACAGCUCUUUUUUGAAAUUUCCACCAGAUUUUAUACAUUGAUUGAUUUCUUUUUAUAGGUUGUUUUAUAAGGAAAGCUAUUUUUAAACGGUGAACAUGGUUCCUCUAUGCAACCCAGUUCUGUGAUUACUUGGACAGUACCUCCUGAGUAGCCAGUCAAUAAUUGCAUUCAGCAGAUGUAAACAUUACUGUAGCCUUAUUUACCUGUAAAUGAGCAGCAAAACAAAAAAGUGUAUUUUACUGAUUUGUACUAUAAACAUAAUUUUUACAAAACAUGCAUCGUUAGUGUUCAGAUUGAUAUUUGAUGUAAGUUAAGUAAACAGGGUGAAAUCUUGUCUUUGUUGGUCCGUUGACAGCAGACACACUGGAAAAUGUCGGCACAUAGGACGACCGCAAAUGCCACAGUUUUCAGUCGACGUCUGAUAAAGAUUCAUUUGUAACUAUGUGUUUUCUUUUAUUACUAUAUGACAAACAACUUGCACUUGUUUUAUAUUGACAGUGCUGAAAGUAAAAACUGUGCCUUUGAAAUUCGGACAGAGAAUGGUUUUCUGCCUGAAAAGAGAUUUGUAGGCCUACACACUCUGAUGUGUCAUGCUGAGCGUGAGAAAACACUGUCAAGAGCAAGUGUAAUGCCAUGCGGCUGUGGUACUUGCAGUGCAACACUUGAAAAUAUCAAUUUUGAUUUUUUUAAGCAUGUGUGAGCAUUUUUUCUAUAUUUAUUGGCCAAAAAAUCUGUGUUGUCCAGCUCUUCUUAAGGCUUAACAUUUUGUAUUGUAAUCCAUUCGCCUUCUCUGAGGCUGGCCUUGUGUUAAAUAUCUGUGCCUAAAUAACACACAUUUUGCUGUCAUAGAUAAUUCAACAACUUAAGCAGUUAAAUCAAACACACAAAUAUGUACAUUCAAGAUUCAAUCAUGCAAGAAAACAUUUUCUUUUUUCUUUUUUUUUCUUUUUUAACAGAUAUUUUGUGGGGUUAUGUUUCCUGGGUAAUACGGUUUUUCUAUGAUGUUUAAUGUCUGAUGCAAUUAUUGCCUGCAUGUUAACUAGUAAAAUAUGACAAUGAAAUUGUACCAGUUGUGAUGACCAAAAGUAUUUGUUUAGACAGUCACAAUUUGUCUUUGUGUAUCAGAAUAAAUCACUCAUUUUGUCUGCCUGAUCUGACCAAAACUCUAAAAGACAAGGUGCUACCAGUUUUUAUUUUAAAAUAAAAAUUGGUUAUAUUA
This is a messenger RNA of Plectropomus leopardus (leopard coralgrouper), 2006 nucleotides long. The record is from RefSeq and is a predicted model, not a curated record. Lineage: Eukaryota; Metazoa; Chordata; Actinopteri; Perciformes; Serranidae.